Centropristis striata (black sea bass) is the source of this 2212-nucleotide messenger RNA. RefSeq names its product recoverin 2 (gene rcvrn2). Lineage: Eukaryota; Metazoa; Chordata; Actinopteri; Perciformes; Serranidae. Bases 632 to 1213 code for a protein of 193 amino acids. The transcript has 3 exons. Gene Ontology annotation, molecular function: calcium ion binding. The record is from RefSeq and is a predicted model, not a curated record.
GUUGUAACAUUGUAACGUGCAUUGUGAAAUACAUUGAACAUCUGUUGACUGACUAAUAUUGAGAUAUUGAUAGUUUAUGAGACUAUAAACUUGAAUACAUAUCUUGAAGGCAUAUGUCAGAAAUUGAGAGUUGUUUGUGAAUUAUUCAACAUAGGAAUGAACUCUGUCAUAGAUCUUUCUAGACUUCUAGACCCAAUAAAGAAAAGUAGGAUUGGGGGUUCGAAGCUCAGCCAACUUAAAUCCCGCAUUAACAGAAUUAACCCAGUCGUCCAUGUUAGGUGUGUGUUCUCCCCACGCCCUCCUUAUCUCUUACUGUCUUACUGUCGGGACACACACUCAAUUCUCCAGCCAUCAUCUGCCUGCACAACACACAGGUAGGCUUUCCAUACAAUUCAAUCAUCCUUACAAUGUGAUUUAUUGAUAUAAUAGUACAAACAUAUGUGUACCAUAUGUGUAAAUCCAUUUUUUGUAUUUAACUUGCAGGAUUCAUUUUGGCCAAGCGGUCAAGCCAGUGAAGACAUAUUUUGAACAAAGGAGAGGUUCAGGUGGCCUAGGAGAAGAAAAACUCAGGUGGCAAAUAUUUGCCGGUGAGUUUGUCAGAACACAUAACUAAGAACUAAAAGCAACUACAAUGGGAAAUACAACCAGUAGCGCAAUAUCAAAGGAGAUCCUGGAGGACCUGAAGCUCAGCACCAAAUUCACUGAAACUGAGAUCUCCCAAUGGUACGAGAACUUUCAGCACCAGUGCCCAACGGGACGCAUCUCACCAGAGGAGUUUGAGCAGAUCUACACUCGCUUCUUCCCUGACAGCGAUGCAAAGAGCUACGCACGACAUGUGUUCCGCUCCUUCGACACCAACGAUGACGGCACUUUGGACUUCAAGGAGUACAUCAUUGCACUGCACAUGACCUCCACAGGGAAGACCACCCGAAAACUGGAGUGGGCUUUCUCGCUGUUUGAUGUGGACAAGAACGGAUACAUCAACAAGACAGAAGUGACAGAGAUCUGCCAGGCCAUAUUUAAGCUGAUCCCCAAGGAGGAGCAGAGCAAGCUAAAAGACGAUGAGAACACACCCGAGAAGAGAGCCAACAAGCUGUGGUCUUACUUUGAAAAGAAAGACAACGAGCGGCUGGCUGAAGGAGAGUUCAUCAAAGGAGUGAUUGAAAAUGAGAAUGCAAUGCGUCUUAUCCACUAUGAACCAAUGAAACAAUAGAGUCAACAACGCUUCAUCCCCUCUCAUUAGACUCUUCAUAACAUUCAUUUCUUUCCUCGUCCCCUCCGAGCCUCAGGUGCUUCCUCCUCCCUCCUCUCUGAUCCACUCAACAUCUCUGUGUAAAUAUUCUUCUCUGCAGUGUCUUGGUUGCAACUAACUUUUCAGUAAGUUUAUGUCACAUUGUUUUACUGAUGUUUGUCCAUGAAUUUAUAUCAAAUAGGAGCUAAAAGAGGCAUGGUAGUGUUUUAAAAUGUGUGUACAGCUAAAAAGAAGAUAUAUGGUUGACCAUUAUUGAAACGAUAAGUUAUAUUAGGGCUGGGUAUCAUUUACGAUUAAAUUGUAUGAAUUAGGUGCUGCAGAGUUGCCCAGCCUACAAAUCAAAUUCUACAGACUUAAGAAAAGUCUUUGCUUGUUAGAGAUUCAUCACACUAUCAUUUUUAUAUAUUUUUCAUUAAAAAAUAUGAAUAAUCAAUUCAAUCAAAUAUUGAGACAUAUUGCGACAUAUCAGUAAAAACAAUUGCAGUAAAAUAUUUUUUCUGUAUCACUUUAAAGGAACUCAUAUUGCUACUGAUAUUAACCUUUUUAAAAGAUGCCCAGCCCUACCUAAUAUAUAUUUAGGUGUAUGAUAAAUAUUGUCUUAUUGUUAUUCUGUUAAAUUGUUCAAAUUAAAUUUACGCUCUGGUGAAAUUAAUGGUAAUGGCAAUAAUAUAAGUACAAUAUCUGAUUGUUAGCUUAUUAAGGUGUUUUUUUUUUACAGACCUGGAAAUGUCUUAAUAAAGGUUGUAGCUCUCAUGUCUCAUACUGUAUUCACUGUACAAUCAAUUAAAGGUUUUCUCAUAAAUCUGUGCUUUGAAAAUCAUUUCAUUUGGAUUUCCCAGAAAACAAUUAAUUGUUCCAUGACCUAGCAACAUACGGAAUAAUGAAAUGCUAGCAAAAGGUCUUAAACUCAUACUAUGUUCAUCCCAAGCAGUAAAUCCAUGAGUAUCCCCCAGUAUCAAA